AAAAAGCAACCAACCCAGCAAACCACCCAACCCAACAUCUCUUUUUUUUUUCAUGGAGAGCAAAAACCCCCGGCAAGCGGAGGAGGACCGGGACUCCUUUGCGCGGAGACCUUUGCAUCAAAAUGCUGAUAGUCGAAAAAACGACUGACUACCCUUCGGCUGAGUACUCCCUGGUGGAGGAUGUAGCCCUCCACUUCACGUGUUUGAUGGACAGACUGAACGAGCAGCGCCUCUUUCAGCCGGACCUGUGUGACGUGGACAUCGUGCUGGUGCAGCACAAAAGCAUCUUCCCAGCGCACAAGGGGGUCCUGGCGGCCUACAGCCAGUUCUUCCACUCCCUCUUCACCCAAAACAAACAGCUGCAGCGUGUCGAGCUCUCGCUGGAGGCCCUCACCUCACAGGGCCUCCAGCAGAUCCUCAAUUUCAUCUACACCUCCAAGCUCCUUGUCAACUCCUGCAAUGUGCAGGAUGUGCUGAAUGCGGCUGCUGUCCUGCAGAUGAACAACAUUGCUUCCUCCUGCCAGGAUCUCCUCGACACCCGCUCGCUCAGCCUGGCUGCUGACAUGGCUCUGCCCGCUGAGAGCUGUGCUGGACCCCCACCCUACUACUGUGAGAUCAAGCAGGAGGUUGAUGCCCCCCACCCCAAGAUCUAUGCCCGAGAGGGCAAUGACCCUUACUCGGUGCGAGUGGAAGAUGGGGCAGGUGGUGGGACGCUCCCACCUGGUCCAGCCAAGCAGUACUACAAGGAGGAGAAGGAUGGUGGUCCAGGCACUGUCUGUAAGAUGGAGGGUGAGGAGUCCGAAGAGGACCUGGACAGCCAGGGCUCAUAUAAUCGUGAGCAGAUCAUUGUGGAGGUAAACCUCAACAACCAGACCCUCAAUGUCUCCAAGGGCAUGGAGGGGAAGGCAGCUGCCAGUGAGGCAGCUGUGAUGGGGCGGCCUGAUGGCGAUGGGCGUGACACGGAGGAGGACGGGGAGGAGGAGAACGAGGAAGGGGAGGAAGAGGAGGAAGAGGAGGAGGACGCGGAGGUAGGGGAGGAAGAGGAGGAGGAGCACAGUGAGGAGGAAGACCUAGAGGAGACGACAGAAGAAGAGGAUGAUGACGAUGAUGAUGAAGAUGCAUCGGAAGUAAAAAGAGAAAAGGGUGGACAGCCCCGUAGAGGGAGCCGGGCAGCCAAAGCCACUAAACCUGCCAUGGCAACCAGGUCUCAGGAGAUGGCCAAGGUGGAAGAGGAGGAGGAGGAGGAAGAGGAAGGCCAGCGAGGAAGAAAGAGGAAAAAGGAGCAGGAUGGUUUGGGCCAGAAGGUGAAGCUGGAGGAGAAGCAGCAUUACCCGUGCAAGAAGUGCCCCCGAGUCUUCAACAACCGGUGGUACCUGGAGAAACACAUGAAUGUUACGCACAGCCGCAUGCAGAUCUGUGACAAGUGCGGCAAACGUUUCCUGCUUGAGAGCGAGCUGCUGCUGCACCACCAGACUGACUGUGAGAAGAACAUCCAGUGUGUGACAUGCGGGAAGGGGUUCAAGAAGCUCUGGUCCCUCCACGAGCACAACAAGAUCGUCCACGGCUAUGCUGAGAAGAAGUUCUCCUGCGAGAUUUGCGAGAAGAAAUUCUACACCAUGGCCCACGUGCGCAAACACAUGGUUGCUCACACCAAGGACAUGCCGUUCACUUGUGAGACCUGUGGGAAGUCCUUCAAGCGCAGCAUGUCCCUCAAGGUCCAUUCGCUCCAGCACUCUGGGGAAAAGCCUUUUAAAUGUGAGAAUUGCAAUGAGCGCUUCCAGUACAAGUACCAGCUUCGGUCUCACAUGAGCAUCCACAUCGGCCACAAGCAGUUCAUGUGCCAGUGGUGUGGCAAGGACUUCAACAUGAAGCAGUACUUUGAUGAGCACAUGAAGACACACACGGGCGAGAAGCCCUACAUCUGCGAGAUCUGCGGGAAGAGCUUCACCAGCCGCCCCAACAUGAAGCGGCAUCGCCGGACCCACACAGGCGAGAAGCCGUACCCAUGUGAUGUCUGCGGCCAACGCUUCCGCUUCUCCAACAUGCUCAAAGCCCAUAAGGAGAAAUGUUUUCGUGUCAGCAACCCCUUGGCUUCGGACAUGGCUACCCCUCAACCCGCCACCAGCCCAGCCCCACUGCCUCCUGGUCCUGGCGUCUCCCCCCUGCCUCUGAUUCAUCCCCUCCCACAGACCCUCCCUCCUCCUCCUCACCUACCGCCACCCCCUCCCCUGUUUCCUGCGGGGAGGAUAAAUUCGAACAACAAUUAGAUGCCCCCCACGCUGGCCAUGUGCCUGCACGGACUGCUCUGCCCUUUGGGAAUGCUUCCCCAUGGGGAGCCAAGGCUUUGCUUGUUCUCUUCCCCCACCUUUCUCCUCGUUUUGGGGUUGUUUUGGGUUUUUUUUUUUCCUUUUUCUCACCCAUCAUUCUCUGCAGAGAAGGGGAGUAGGAAGAACCUCCUCUCCUCAUGGAGCGUGGAUGUUCGGGGGUGAACUGCCGUCUGUCUGUAAGGGUGUAGGUAAAAGGCAUCGCUCUCCGUUCGUCUUCUCAUGCAUCAGCUUCAUCUUCAUGCUGGGAUGCUGGCAGGGCUUGGAGGAGCAGGAUGCCGCACCAUCCAGGGUUGAGCUUGCCGGUGUUGCGUGCCCACUCGCUAGCUGAGUGAAUGCCUGCCGGUGCUUCGAUAUUUAUAAUAAGCUGAAAUCUAGCUAAGUGGUGCUUGAAUCCCUGUACUGUAAAGCUGGUCUUUCAAUUCAGGCUCUUUUCCCAAAAGGAUGAGAGGUGGGCACUGCAGAGGAGCCCCCACCGAUCCCGUCUGCCGGCCCUGGUGGCCCGCGGCAAGCGAACAGAUGUCCCUGUUGGAAAGCCGUCAGCCCGCUCUUGUUAGCAGCUCUCACUUUGUCUUCUUUCCCCACAACGGGUUUUCCUCCUUGAUAGGUGAAAGCACAAACACUGGCAUCAUUGCAUCUUGGGGCGUCGGCAGCCCACUGCCAGUUCAUUUUUGGGGUGAAGGAAGCUGGGCUCUGGUGUGCCCUUUCUGCUAAUCCCAACAGGAGCCAGGCUCCUGGGGAUGCUCUGAAGUUGGUGAGGUGUCCCUAGUAGAGCUCAGAUAGCCUCGGGACCAGUGGGAGGGUGGCUUCACAGCAGCCCAAGAUGGAGGAGCUGGAUGCCACCGUUUCUCAGCAGAAUCAGCCCAGAAUAGUGCCUUAACAAUUCAAAUAAAUCCUUGACAGAUGAGUGAGCUCCAGGGUGGAUCCUAAUGCAAGGUUUAGAGCUAAAGCAAAACCGCUUUCAGCCCUGAUUGCCAUGUUCCAUCCUUCAACUUGGUUGUCCACGUUGCUCUCCUAAGCUUUAUCUCUCCCCAUGGGGUUGACAAUUGUUGCCCUGCCUGGCUUGGGAGGGCCAGAGGAGACUGGUGAGGGCUGUGGUUAGUUUGGUCAUGCCCCACAGUGUUGGUUAGCACUUCUGUGGCAACAUUGUGUUUGUUGAAGUUGAGCUGGUCUUUGGUUUCACUUAUUCAGGCUGGCUUCGUGCUGGUGGAGGAGAAAAGGAAGGCUUUGCUGUUACCUUUUGUUGGAUGCUGGGACCAAGUUGGGUCUCUGGCUGCUGUGCUCUGCCUCAAGGUGUUGUGUAUUGUCCUGUCUAUGGCUGUGUGGUCUCCCUUCCCACGGAAGUGUCUCCUUUGGGGCUGAGGAGAGCUGCAGGAGCUGCAGAGCAUCCAGCUUGGACAGAGAGGUGUUGGCCAAGAGAUUGUCAGUAACACAGCCUAUGCCUUGCUCCCAAAACUGAUGCCUGUGGACAGGGGUCAGCUCGUGGAGGAGGCAGUGAGCAGGGCUGUUGAUACAUAAGAAGGAAGAGAGGACAUCGACUGGGCUGCAGGAGCCUUUUCUUCUUUGCAUUUUAGUCUGGGCAGUAACGGCAGGUGAGGAGAGCUGCCACAUCUGCCUCUGCCACAAGUCUCCGUGCUUCAUCUCCUGGACCAAAUCAGCAAAGCAAUGGGACAACAUUGAGGCUGUCCCUAGCAGAGAUGGGAGGAUUCAACCAUGUACUCGGGGGUUUGCUGACCAGAGGCGUGCAGAAGUGUUAUCCUGAUAGGGACAGUACAGGGGAGCACUCGCUGUUCUCCUGAGUGCUGUUUGAGUUAGGUGACUGGUGUCCUCUCCUGCUAAGUGAUGCCUCCCCAUGGCAGACAUCUCUGGAAAGCUGGUUGCUUAUGUGGAUAUUGGCGUGAAGGAGCAACAAAUUGUUUUUCAUCCUCCUGUUGGUUGGGAUCUUGUGGACCUCCAGUACUGCAAUCAUACCAGUGACCUCACCCUCAUCUGUAUCUGCUUUGAGCAAAGGGAAGAUGCUAUGGCAGAGCUGCUUCACCAUAUGCUUCUCAGAUGGGUGCCAAAGGCUCCUCUACUCUCCUUCCUUCAUGAUCCUAGGGCUUAUUGGGAUGGUGCAAAGCCUUCUCAAACACAUACACCUGUGAGGGAUGUGGGCAGCCAGCACUUGGGGCCAUUGGCUUUAUGAAGGGACCAUACCCAGACUGGAAGACAACUGCUUUAGAGCAGCCCUCCGUGAUAACCUUAGAGGUGCUGGAGGGCCUCAACAGUGGUCCAUACUAGCUCCUCCUCCGCUGCCUCCCAGACCCCAUCUGCUCAGGCUCUUUUCCAUUUCUUUUCUCUCACUUAACCUUGACAUCGGAUGUGAGUUCUGCACCCUGAGGUAGACUCACCUUGUCUGUAGAAUCUUCUGUGUCUAUUAGCCUUCCUGGCUGGUAGACUUCUGCCCCCAGGCAAACCCCCACACCAACAUGUGCUCUCUUGUACCUGGAGAUGUCUUUCCCUGUCCCCAGUUCAUCCUCUCAUGGUGAUGACCUGUCCUGCUUGGACGUCACUGCGAGAUAGAGCUCCUCAUUGAGCCUAGAAGCCCAGCAGAAAGCCAGCGACUGAUCCCAGAUGUGUCUGAUUCCCUUUGAGAGCCUACCCGGAGAGCCGCUUGGAGACGUUGAGAUGUGACCAUGCACACAGCACUUUGGAGAACCAGAUCCCUGCUGCUCCCUCCCCUCUCCAAGGCCUGGGCAGUUCCCAGGAAUCCUACAUGGCCUCCAAGCCCUUUUGUCUACACCCUGAUUUGGCCCUGAUGUCUCACUUCAUGUCUGGUUUUCGUUAAUGUACUAAGAGCUCAAACGAGUCGCUCCUGCAGUGUCCUGUUGGAUUACACAGGGCAGGAGGUGGGGGAGUUGGGUCCGUUGUUUUCAAGCUUUUUAUAUUUUGUUUUAUUUUAUUUUUUUUUUUUGUUAUUUUUUUUAACUCUUGCACCUUAAUCUCUCACAUCCCUUCUUCGACAGACUGCGAGGGUGGAGAGGGGCUUGAUUUCAUUACGCAGUUCAUGAAUAUGCCACAAUGCAACGUUCAGCUGACAACUCUGCUCAUGCGCCUACUCCUAGACCAGUCUGGAUUUGCAUUUUUUUUCCCCCCCUUCGUUUGAACUUUGGGGAGGGAGUCAUGUGGGGAGGGUCAUUUUUGGUUUAUAUAUCCCAGGAGCCUGGUAGCACAGACCAGUUAGCCUCAUAAUGUCCAUGAGGCACGGCUGGCCCUUUGGACCACAGCCAUAACCCCAGCACGGUGGGAAGGUGGUGAUGGAUGCACAGCCAGCAGGUGGGAAGGGCUGUGACAGUGCAAUAGAGAUGAGCAUCCGCUGCUAGACAACUCCAUUGAUUAAACUCUUGGUUUGCCGGAAGUCAGGAGGGGAGGACGGAUGGACAGAUGCCCUUGGUUCGCACGGACGGAGGGAGCUUCCCCACAUGCAGCCCUGCCUAAUGACACGUAACCACAAUGGGAGUUGGGUCGAACUUGCAAAGGAAGAAGAAAAUAAUAAUAAAAAUGGAAAAAAUAGGAAUAAGAAGAACCUCAGUAGCAUGGAACUUGAAGGAAAUGAAUGAAACCCCAAGCACUUGCCUCAAAACUAGUUUCUCAUGCCUGGUGUUCAGCUCUGUAUUAUUUUACGGCAUUCAGUAUCAGUUGCCCAAACAUGCCAAGUUAAGAGUGUAUCGAUGGCUCUACUAGUGUGAACAAACUAAAUGAAGCACUUUAUUCUGUAUAGAUAAGGGAAGGCGGGGAGGGGAAGCUCGGGUGCUUUUCAGAAGCAUCUUAAGUAAUGUUCUAGGAAAUGUAUUAUUAUUAUUACUUUUUUUUUUAUGACCAUGUGUAAUCAAUAUAUGUUUAUCUUUAAUUGCAAGUACAGCAGUUACUCUCUUUGGGUUGGUGUGAUGAGGGGGAGGCUGAGAUGGUUGGGUUAGUGCAUCAGCAUGGGGCCAACUGGGGCAAGUCAUUGCCUACUACAGGAAUGGGUGAGUCAUGCUUCAUUGACGGCCUUGUUGGCCAAUGUCCAGGAGGUCCCAAGAAGUGCAUCAAAGCUGCCUUCCAGUGCACAGCUCACAGUCAGCCUUGGCACCAAGGGCCCAACAUGCAUCCUCAUCCCUAACCAUCUUCUGCCUGGGGGUGCUGUGGCUGCCUUCUGGGCCACCCAUGAAGCAAGACAAGUCCUGGUAGACUGUUUCGGGUUGUCCCUAGAGGCCAGGUGCUUGGCCAUGCUUUGAAACCUGCUUUUGGCCUCUCACCAAGGCACGUCAGGGGUCGCUAAGCUCUGAAAGUGGUGAGAGGUCAGAAUCGGGCCUUUCCACUGCGUUCUCCCAGUCUGGAAGUGUUAUGACUGUUACCAAAGAGGUUGCAAGUGGAAGGACUGAAUCAAUAAACGAUUUGUCUUUUGUAAAAGAAAACCUACAGCUCCACCACUU
Messenger RNA from Cuculus canorus (common cuckoo), 6778 nucleotides. It is a transcript of the gene ZBTB47, whose product is annotated as zinc finger and BTB domain containing 47. Gene Ontology annotation, molecular function: DNA-binding transcription factor activity, RNA polymerase II-specific; protein binding; RNA polymerase II cis-regulatory region sequence-specific DNA binding. Gene Ontology annotation, biological process: regulation of transcription by RNA polymerase II. Lineage: Eukaryota; Metazoa; Chordata; Aves; Cuculiformes; Cuculidae. The transcript is spliced from 6 exons. Bases 123 to 2267 code for a protein of 714 amino acids. Gene Ontology annotation, cellular component: nucleus. The record is from RefSeq and is a predicted model, not a curated record.